Messenger RNA from Perca fluviatilis (European perch), 870 nucleotides. Its product is annotated as transmembrane and ubiquitin-like domain-containing protein 1. Bases 247 to 870 code for a protein of 207 amino acids. NCBI's taxonomy places the organism in Eukaryota, Metazoa, Chordata, Actinopteri, Perciformes, Percidae. The transcript has 3 exons. Gene Ontology annotation, molecular function: protein binding. The record is from RefSeq and is a predicted model, not a curated record.
UCCGGCUGCUGCUAUGAUAACCUACCCGGCCUGACGGUGAAACCAUCGCUGCAGCCUGAUUGGAUGGCGUGGGCGCCGCACCGCUACACGGCACCUCGCGGUUAUUCGUGGUCGCUUCGGCGCGCGGUGCCGUGUUGCGUACCAACUGUACCCCACGCUACCUGUUUAUGAAGGUGGUGUUUGUGUGUAACCAGGUGGAGUGACGCUGUGAGCUAAGCCCCGCCCCCCUGUGUGUUGCCGGGGGCGAUGGCGCUGAUCGAAGGCGUGGGAGACGAGGUGACUCUGCUGUUCGGCUCGCUGCUGCUGCUCGCCGUGAUGCUGCUGGCCUGGAUCUCCACCCGCACGGCCGAGCCGCCGAGCACCUGUUCACCACAGGCCCGCCCCUGCCGGCGCCGGACCGCCGCCACGCGGCCGCCCGGCUGUGGCGCCCGCGCGCGCCGAGACGGAGGCUCCGCCCACAGGGCCGAGCGCGGGCGGGCCGAGCGCCGGCCGGUGACCGGAGGAGAGAGGAACAUGGUGCUCCGACUCAAGUUCCUCAACGACACCGAGACCACGGCUCAGGUCAAACCACAGGACACCAUCGGCUACAUCAAACGGACCUAUUUUUCGGGCCGGGAGCAGCAGGUGCGUCUGAUCUACCAGGGCCAGCUGCUGCAGGACGACGGCCAGACUCUGGCGUCUCUGAACCUCGCCCAUAACUGCGUCCUGCACUGCCACAUCUCGGCGGUGUGCGUGGCGCGGGGGCGGGGCGGGGGCGGGCCACGCCAGCCGCCCCCGCGGCCGACCCCCGGUGCAGGCCGCGUGGGUCGGAGUCACCAUCUUCCUCAGCCUCGCUGCCUGAGGCACCGCCUCACGCCUAGCCAGCUCUGA